Diceros bicornis minor is the source of this 3147-nucleotide messenger RNA. It is a transcript of the gene SLC36A1, whose product is annotated as solute carrier family 36 member 1. Gene Ontology annotation, biological process: proline transmembrane transport; L-alanine transport; proton transmembrane transport. The coding region runs from base 131 to 1561 and encodes 476 amino acids. Gene Ontology annotation, molecular function: glycine transmembrane transporter activity; amino acid:proton symporter activity; L-alanine transmembrane transporter activity. Lineage: Eukaryota; Metazoa; Chordata; Mammalia; Perissodactyla; Rhinocerotidae. Gene Ontology annotation, cellular component: vacuolar membrane. The record is from RefSeq and is a predicted model, not a curated record. The transcript is spliced from 11 exons.
GAUCACGUGACGGGGCCCGGAAGCGGCUGCCGGGCAGCUAAGGGGGAUGACCAGGACCCGGAGCUGAGGCAGGGAGAGGGGGCCUGCGCUGAAGAGGGACCGAAGCCGGAGCCGGAACCCGAGCGCUACCAUGUCCACGCAGAGGCUUCGGAACGAGGACUACCAUGACUACAGCUCCACUGACGCGAGCCCCGAGGAGAGCCCGUCUGAAGGCCUCAACAACUUCUCUUCCUCCGGCUCCUACCAGCGGUUUGGGGAAAGCAACAGCACAACAUGGUUCCAGACCUUAAUCCACCUGCUGAAAAGCAACAUUGGCACAGGACUCCUGGGGCUGCCUCUGGCAGUGAAGAAUGCAGGCCUCUUGAUGGGUCCCCUCAGCCUGCUGGUGAUGGGCAUCGUGGCUGUGCACUGCAUGGGUAUCCUGGUGAAAUGUGCUCACCACUUCUGCCACAGACUGAACAAGUCCUUUGUGGACUAUGGGGAUACGGUGAUGUAUGGACUGGAAUCCAGCCCCAGCUCCUGGCUCCGGAACCACGCACACUGGGGAAGGCACACUGUGGACUUCUUCCUGAUUGUCACGCAGCUGGGAUUCUGCUGUGUGUAUUUUGUCUUUCUGGCUGAAAACUUUAAGCAGGUGAUCGAAGCAGCCAAUGCGACCACCAGCAACUGCCACAACAACGAGACGGUGGUUCCGACGCCCACCAUGGACUCUCGGCUCUACAUGCUCACCUUCCUGCCCUUCCUGGUGCUGCUGGUCUUCGUCCGGAACCUCAGGCUCCUGUCCGUCUUCUCCCUGUUGGCCAACGUCAGCAUGCUGGUCAGCCUGGUCAUGAUCUACCAGUUCAUUGUUCAGAGGAUCCCAAACCCCAGCCGCCUCCCAUUGGUGGCAUCCUGGAAGACCUACCCUCUGUUCUUUGGCACGGCCAUUUUUGCAUUCGAAGGCAUCGGGAUGGUUCUGCCCCUUGAAAACAAGAUGAAGGAUCCACGGAAGUUUCCCCUCAUCCUGUACGUGGGAAUGGCCAUCAUCACUGCCCUCUACAUCAGCCUGGGGAGUCUGGGGUACCUGCAGUUUGGAGCUAACAUCCAAGGCAGCAUAACCCUCAACCUGCCCAACUGCUGGCUGUACCAGUCGGUUAAGCUGCUCUACUCCAUCGGCAUCUUCUUCACCUACGCCCUCCAGUUCUACGUCCCAGCCGAGAUCAUCGUCCCCUUCUUCGUGUCCCGCGUGCCCGAGCAUUGCGAGCUGGUGGUCGACCUGUCUGUGCGCACCGCGCUGGUCUGCCUGACGUGCAUCUUGGCCAUCCUCGUCCCCCGCCUGGACCUGGUCAUCUCUCUGGUGGGCUCCGUGAGCAGCAGUGCCCUGGCCCUCAUCAUCCCGCCCCUUCUGGAGAUCACCACCUACUACUCGGAGGGCAUAAGCCCCCUCACCAUCGCCAAGGACGCCCUGAUCAGCAUCUUGGGCUUCGUGGGCUUUGUGGUGGGGACGUACGAGGCCCUCUAUGAGCUGACGCAGCCAAGCAGUGCUCCCAUCUUCAUCAACUCCACCAGUGCCUUUCUAUAGUGAUCUGGGUGCAUUCCCUGCUCACCCCACCCCUGUAUGUUCCCUGGCCGCAGAGCCUCAAGUAGGGUCCAGGCUCUCUGGGGAAAGGCAAGGUUGCUGUCUGGGAACCCCUCUACCUGGCAUCUGGCUACCCUGGGCCAGGUGGGGCCGAGGGCAGGGGAAAGAGUGGGUAGCAGAUACAUGGGAGGUACCUCUAAGUAGCAGUGCCAUCACUGUUCAUUUGUACUUAUCUUAACCUAAAACUUUUCAGCUCUUGUCCCUCAUCCUGCCUCCUCCCUUACCUGCCUUCCUCCUUCUGACCUCCCUCACUCAAAUUAUUCCUCUUGCACAACUCACUUUAUUUAAAAAUUUUAGCAUUCCCCACCUCAUGUUUUCUCCUUUCCUGGGCCAAGCCUAGAUUAAAUAAGUGGGACCCCCCUUCUUUAUAAAGCCGACCCUAACUCUUUCUUGUAUCUCUCCCAAGUGUUUUACCUCAGUAUUCUCCUACCUAUUCAAGUCUCCAGGAGGUGUCUGGACCUACCUAGUAGUUUAAAACCAGCACCCAAAGCUGGAGUUUUUAAUCUCUACUCUCUGGCGUGCUGUGACCCUUGGCAACACCUUCUCUUCUCUGAAUUCCUUGUGUGGGUCACAAUACUGUAUUCUUAGUUGCUUUAGUUCCCAAAAGAUAUCAAGUGCUGCCUAAAUUGAAAAUAUUUAUAUUUUAUUUAAAUUAGCUUUUGUUUUUAGACUUUGUCUCUAGAUCUGGGUUGUUGUGAAUUGUUCCUUCCUCAGUAAACUUUUAUUCAGCUUCUCCUGCUGAAAAGAAACUUGCUCCAGGAAAUGUCUGCUUAGGUCCUCAGCACUCCUGGCUGAGGACCCCAAAGGUUUGAAUCAGGGUCACCUCAGUGUGCACCUCUGUGGAGGGGCAUGGACUCUGCCUCCCGUUGGCCAGCCUGAUUUCAUAUUGAGAAGAUACGAAAGCCUCAGGAAAUACUUGCCAGUGCAUUAGGCUGAGGGAAAGGAUGGCUGAGUGGGAUGUGUAUCUGCCCGCAGGAGGCUUAUAAAACGGGCACUUUGUGCAUUCAGGCCCGUUUGUCAGCCUCCGCCCCGGAGAGGCAGACAGCAUGGCAGCGUUCAGUUGCUGUCAUGUCGGGAAGACACCCAGACUGUUGCCGUGGAUGAGAAGAUGAGGCCAAUGUGCACAGAGAGUGUGAAAUUAAGUUCAUAGAAUGUACAGCGGCUGGUCUGACGCUACGCUUGGUGCUUGGUCGUUUACAAUCAACGGGGGAGAGGGCCGAGACAGUGCCCCCCAACCCCCCCGAGCUGCCUCCAUGACCUGGACUUCUAAAAGAACCACUUGGUUGGGACUUCACUCCCCUGUGUGCUAAACACUAAUUGUGACCCCUGUCCCUCCUGGCCAUGCCUCCCUGAGUAACAGAAAUAGCCUCAGGGUUGGCCCACCUCAAGGCCAGCCUUCAGAUUUGGGGGCAAACUGCCUUGCUUUGGGCUGCCUCUCCUUCCCUCUUGGUGUGAGAAGUGUUUCUGAAGGGCAUUCGUUAACUCUCCACCUCUUGAGCUGUGUGUGUGUGUGGGUGUGGGUGUGUGUG